Penicillium macrosclerotiorum is the source of this 1524-nucleotide messenger RNA. RefSeq names its product putative flavin dependent monooxygenase. The transcript is spliced from 2 exons. The record is from RefSeq and is a predicted model, not a curated record. NCBI's taxonomy places the organism in Eukaryota, Fungi, Ascomycota, Eurotiomycetes, Eurotiales, Aspergillaceae. Bases 1 to 1524 code for a protein of 507 amino acids. Gene Ontology annotation, molecular function: N,N-dimethylaniline monooxygenase activity; flavin adenine dinucleotide binding; NADP binding.
AUGGCGACGGUGCUUGGCACCCUCAGUCGCUCCGUCAACAACCCCUCAGCUGCCCGCCAGUGCCGUGAAAUGGCACUUACAAAUUCAGUUCGCCGCGUAGCUGUCAUUGGAGCUGGACCGUCUGGUCUGGCCGCUGUGAAAUAUCUUGUUGGGGAGAAGCAUUUCGACCAGAUCGAUGUGUUCGAGCAGCGGAGCUCGGUGGGCGGAGUCUGGAACUAUACUCCGGGCCCCUUGAAAGCGGGAGCAUCGACCACUGUUCCACAUCUCAAUCCCCAUGAACCAGUUGAGGGUCCGAUCUGGAUGGACCAGCCGAAUGGGAUCCGCCAGGCGGUAUUUGUGUCUCCUGUGUACGAAUAUCUUGAGACCAAUAUUCCCAAAGAGUUGAUGCGAUUUUCAGACAAGCCUUUUCCGCUGGAUGCUCAGCUCUUUCCAAAACACCACAUGGUCCAGCAGUACUUGGAGGAGUAUGCCGAGAGUAUUAGGGACCGCAUCCAUUUUGAGACUCAGGUGGUCGAUGUGAGGCCCCAUGAUCCUAAGCUGAGCACAUGGAAGGUGACAACAGCCAAUCUUCAUGACGGCAUUAACACGACGCGUACAUACGACGCUGUGGUAGUGGCUAACGGCCAUUACACCGUUCCCAAUAUUCCAGAUAUUGCCGGAAUUGCCGCAUGGGAUAAAGCUUACCCCGAGUCUAUAUCCCAUUCCAAAUUGUAUGAUUCACCCAAUCCCUUCUGCGGCAAGAAAGUCGUUGUGGUUGGAAAUUCGGCGUCGGGACUUGACAUCGGAGCGCAAAUCAAUGAGGUGAGCGAGGGCAAGAUAAUCGUAUCCCAGCGCUCCGAAUCAUACCUGGCAGCAUCAGCGCCCUCAGACAAGAUUAUUUGCCCGGAGAUCGUGGAAUUUCUGCCACCAACAACGCAUCAGCGGGGUAUCCGGUUCGCUGACGGACGCAUUGAGGGCAAUAUUGACGCAGUGGUAUUUUGCACGGGCUACUUCUACUCCUAUCCUUUCCUAUCAUCACUCAGUCCACCUGUGGUAACAGAUGGGUUGCGCACAAGGAAUAUUUAUCAACAAUUGUUUUAUAUCGAACACCCUACGCUUGUUUUCCCGGCUCUGGCACAAAAAGUGAUCCCCUUUCCCAUCGCCGAGAAUCAAGCGGCCGUCUUCUCGCGUGUUUGGUCACAACGCCUGCAUCUGCCAUCCAAGCAGGAAAUGCAAGCAUGGGAAAAGGCUGAAGUUACCCAUAAGGGUGACGCAAAGUCUUUCCAUGUACUUCAAUUCCCACUCGACGCUGACUAUUUGAAUUUUCUUUACGGUUGGGCAGCGUCGGCUAAACCACAGCCAGGUCUAGCGAACCGCGGAAAUGGGGAGUAUGGAACCCAUUGGGGGGAGAGAGAACGAUGGAUGCGGGCGCUGUUCCCUGACAUUAAAAGAGCGUUUGUCCAGAAGGGGGACCAGCGGUGCGGAAUCAAGACCCUGGAGUCGUUGGGGUUCAACUUUGAUGCCUGGAAACAGGAGCAAUCUUGA